GACAGUUAGUAAGGUUCCCGGCGUUGCUAAGUGUGGUUGUGCUGAAAAAUUCUCUUGCAGUGUAUCUCACAAGCUCGUCGUUGCGGUCUUCUCUCGCGUUGUUCUUCAUCAGUUGCGGUUUCAGGUGGGCAGCAUCCUGCUGCUGGCGCUGGGCAUCUGGACGGUGGUGGACAAGCCGUACCUGGAGGACCUGCUAGGCACGCAGGUGUACGCGGCGGCCGCCUACAUCAUCAUCGCGGUGGGCGUCGUGGCCUUCUUCAUAUCCUUCCUCGGCUGCUUCGGCGCCCUCAAGGAGAUCAAGUGUCUGCUGCUGCUGUAUUUCAUCAUCACGCUGCUGCUGUUCAUCGUGCUACUGGUGGGCGGUAUCUUGGGUUACGUGUACCGUGGCAAGGCGCAGGAGACCGUGCACACGACGCUCAUUCAGAAGGUUCGGGAGUACGACCCUGCCAGCACCACCUCCAGGCUCACCAGGGCCUUCGAUGACACGCAAGCUGCGCUCAAAUGUUGCGGUGUUGACGGCCGCGGCGACUGGGUCACGUUCAACAAGAACUUCGCUACCACUGGCAAGCAGGUACCGAAGUCGUGCUGCAUGACGAGCAGCUCAGGCAACCUACUGGACUGCGAGACUGCGCCCAACAACAACACCGCGUACGCCGUGGGCUGCUACGCCGACGCCAAGGAGAUGGUCGAGUACUACGGCCUUAUCAUCGGGGGUGUGGGCGUCAUCAUUGCCCUGCUAAUGCUAUUGGGGCUCGUGUUCUCCAUGGUACUCUUCAAGAUGAUCAACUGAAUGGAGCGCAUGGAGUGCAUGGAGUCUAUUUCCACUCCUCCAACUUCAGAGAAUUAGGAGCACAGCAGCCAGGCUUCGUCUUGUUUUGGGAUCACAUCUUUGGACUGAAAGGCGCUUAAAUUUAAUGCCUUGUUCUUUAGUAUUAAAUGAAUCUGUGUGAGAUUCAAAGUAGGGCAUAUAUGUUAGAUGAAUUAGAAACAAAAACCAUCUGUGUACGGAAUAGCUUUUAUGUGUUGACGUGAUAGCUGUUUUAUUCAGUGGGACGUGAAACUUCUUCGAGUUUCAAAGCUUCGUUAACUAAAGAAAGAUUAAGGAAUUUCAUGUAUGACGCGACUAUGUGCCACGCUUGCAGUGACAUAGUCUUAUUAUUUCCUUGACAAAAUAAUGAUUUCUAAUAUUUCGACAUGACUUAUAUUGUAGAAACAAUAACACAGAUAUCAAGUUAUAAUGCACAGUCAUUUUGCAAUCAUUCUAAAUGUGUUUUUGGUGUAAGGUUGUAUUUUCGUCUACACCGAAUUCAUGCCUCAGUAGUCGUCUGACAUAUUCAGAUUCAGUGGAUCGGGCGUCCGGUGUGUUGUAGUUCAGUGACAGACACGCAUCAUCUGAAGUAUGUAAAUUAUUAGUUAUUACCCACAGAGCUAAUAAUUGUUAGGUUAGACACUCGUCAUUUGAAGCAAGUAAACUAUUAGUUAUUGCCCACAGACCUAAUAAUUGUUAGGUUCUAGCUGUGCACAAUUAAUCACCUUUUCCUUGUCACUGCACAAGCGUUGGUGUCCUCCGCCCAACAUCAUUCUGGGCAAGUCCAUUAAAUGCCCUUGGUUACCUUGCAUCUCUGUCCAGUACGAGGCGAAUGUUAAAUUAUUCCUUAUCUCUGUGAAGAUGGAUAAGAUCGCAACUGAAAAAUUUAUUAUUUAUUUAAAUUGCAAAUAAUCUCGCAUUUAGUCACUUGUCUCGUGUAAGGCCCAUAACAUCGGUUCCUUUCCUGUUGCAUACGCUUGCAUUUUGUCAAGAGCGAAGUUUUUUCUCACGUUUUGCGGUUAAUUUUUCCUGCACUUGCUGCUACUAGUGAUUGCCAUCAUGCCUGUGGAUCGUAUCGUAUUGUUGCCAGAAGACAUCGUAUUGCUUGUAGACCGUACCUUGAUUUUACUCAUCGUCCGGUCACUGAACUCUGCUCACAUUCAUUGUGAGUAAAGUUCUAUGUUAUUUAUUCUAAGUUUUUUUGUUAGUGUAGAAAUACGCGUCCUUUUUUGUUAUUUAUUGCAGACUAUCGUUAGUGAAGGAAAUGAUCUUUAUUGUAUCAUGUAAUGCUUGUUGUAGUUCACUCGAUUGCUUUAACGUUAGUUAAAUGCUUCUCUCUCACUCAGCCUCUUUAUCUCCGCUUCAUAUUGGAUGUGUCUUAAGUGUGUUCCAUAAUUACUGAUAUUAUUUUACAUGGUGGCCCCUAUUUUUAUGUAGUACUAGUGCUGACUGCAAUAGCACUAGAUACGCAAGUCCAAGUCUUCACCUCAAUACGCAAGUUCUGGUCUUCAACUCUAGCCUUGUAGAAUUAAAUGUGCACGCGCAAAUGCUGCUAAUUUGAGCUCUGAAGUUUGUUCUGCUCAUCCUGCUCCUCGAGCAUCUUUGUAUUCAUUCUUUUUUUGCUCGGUUUAUCAUAUCGCCGUAUUUAUUCAUUUCCAACUUCGUCUCUGUAUUUUUAGGCUUACUGUUUCCUCUCCAGAUAUUUUACGCGUAACUUAUUAUCUCUUGCUUCUUACCAAUAUUCCUCGAUUUCUCACGUCGUUUGCUCUUCGCCUUGCUUACUUUCUCAAUUUUCGGCUUUCAUUUACUAUUCUUUGAUUUGGUAUUCAAUAUUCGCUGAAAUUUCGUAACGUUUCCAGAACAAAAGUUAAUUUUAAAUAUGUUAGUGUCUUAACAAGCCAUCGCACUCAUUAUCUGUCCAUUAUCACAUCAGAGUAGUUAGUUCAAUGCAUUUUCUAAGCGUUCGUAUUCAUUAUCUUCUAAACUAUUGUAAUUUGUUAUCAAAGAACAAAUCAAUUAUGCCCUCCGGGAAUUCAUUCUUAUGGAAUUAACAAUAGCUUUGCUGAAUGUUAUUUUUCCGGUAUCGAGAAAUAUUAGUUGAUGUCGGAUGAUCAAACAGGAAUUUAGCGGUUUCCUCUUCAUAAGAUGCUGUGUAUGGAAGUGUAUGACAUGUGUAUUUAUCAUGCUUAGGCUCCAUGGAUUAACCAUACGACGCUCGGUGUUGCUUCAACUAACCUUCGUGGCGUCACAUGCGAAAACAUGUAUGAAAUUCAAUAAAUUGUUUGCCAAUAUUACGCUAACAUUUGUUACUAAUAAUCGGAAAAAACGUGUAUGAAAUUCACUAAAUUGUUUGUCAGUGGUAAGCUAUUUUUCCUUACUAAUAAUUGAAAGAAACAUGUAUGAAAUUUAUGAUAUUUUUCGCGUACUCGUAUGAACAGAAUGCCCGCAUGCUUUAUUUGUAUUUUACACUGAAAUUAAUUUCACUCCUUGAAGCACGCUAUUGCUGGACCGGCAAUGUCGUUCAGUUCUUGGUUUGGUGCCAGGAACGAUGGCCCAGUUUGCGGUCACCGCUUUCCUUGUUAUUUUAUUACAUUAAAGUGGUAGCGGUGAACCUGUAAGCCUUACUUGCUUGUUUCUAGCUAGCAAAGGCCUGAACUAGCCAGUAAAAGCCGUAACUAGCCAGCUAUGAGGCUUAACUAGCUAGUAAAGGCCGUAACCAGCCUGCUAUAAAGCCUAACUAGCUAGCAAAGGCCAUAACUAGCCAGCCCAGGCCGUUAUUAGUCGGUAAAGGCCGUAAAAAAUUAGUUAGUGAUGUAACUAAUUAGUCACAAUGUAACUACACUAGAGUUGAAGUUAGGCUUAAAUUUGCAUUUUCCUCCUGAAUGCCAAGUUUCCUUAGUUGCUUCACUACCGAUGUGCCUCGUCUAGGAAGAUCUCUCAGUCUAGGAGUUUGAUCAAAUUUGGAAACAGAAUAAUUUUAUGAUACUUAACAAUAUAUGUCCGCUCAUUUACUAGAAGGGUUUGACAAAUUCGAAACGGCGAUCGAUGUAGGGCUGACUGGAACGUCCUGAUGCACUUUAUAAUUAAUAUCGAGGUAAAAAUAGCAAAAUUUCGAUGAUAAUUUAUUUUUUGGACAAAAUUUACACUAUUUCUAUUACUAAUCUAUGCAUUACUAAUCCUAAUCCAUGCAUUUUGAGUCUAUGAAUUUAUUCUGGAUGUAAUUUAUCUUUGUACUCUAAGCAGCCAGCUGCUCUGUAGUCUGUACACUUCAAGGGUCCAGUGACAUGUGCCGAAGAGCUAAGCUUAUGAAUGACUCCCUUUAACCCCUCAUCAGGGUCCGACACAGUAAUAGCUGCUCUGCCAAAUACACCAAAUUUUUCCGUUGACUUCAAAUUAUUAAAUUAUAACGUCUGGAAGUUCCAUAAUUCGUGUUUAGGUUUUAUUGAGGGUUGAAACUCUGCCCUAUUGUCUACGUAAAUGAGAGCCCACAGUCUCACCUCUUGGUAUUUAUGUUCAAAGCUGAUUUUCGAUGGCAAUCUGAAUCAAAUGAUCGCUAUUGUGACUGACCUGUUGAGGGGUUGCAGAGAAUCUAGUUUAUCUGCAGGCUCUGUAAGUAGUUUUGGAUAACGACCAAAAUUUUAUUUUACAUGGUUGCUCCUAUUUUAUGUAGUACUAUUGCCGAGUGCUUUAGCACUACAUACCCAAGUUCAAGUCUUCACCUCUAUCCCUGCAGAAUUAAAUCUGCACGCGCAAAUACUGGAUUAAAUACUCCUCGCUCUCUACAGGCGUAAGCCUAGAGCUCAAGUUAGACGAAUCGUUAACGAAAAGAAUCUCAUUUCAAAGUAUAAUCUGGUAAAACUUUUUGAUACACUCCAGAUUUCAAAAUCUAGGAUUUAUUCAAAGCAAAUAGGUAAAUAUUUGUAUUUAGGUCUAUUCAACGUAGUCCUCGCUUCAUAAGAUUAAACGGAAAAUCGCGUGUUGAACAAAAAAAUAGCUUAGAAGAAAGUAGGUGCAAAGUUAUCUUUAUAAAUUUUGUCUAGCUUGCCACUCUCCAUGUAUUCCUCGUAUGCACAUAUAUCGUUUAUAAUAUUGAAUUGCAUAUAUGAGGCUUGCUAUAUUGUAUAUAAGAUACAAUUAAGCAUUCCCCAAUGCAUACUCACCGCAUCGAGUUCCAACAUGCGACCAUCACAUGCAACAUCAGCCAAAAAUAUUACAUAUUUGAUGAAAUAUUUCCCGUUAUCAUUUCUGAUAUUUGUCAAAUCUGUUUUAACCUUCAGCAAUUGUUGACGACAUAAUAUGGAACUCAGAAAUAGGCUGCGCUUUCUCAUGCAACUAAACUAGUAUUUACUUCAUUAACUCUUUCGUAAUUGUGUUUUUGAUUACUAAAUUAUCUUUCGCCUUAAUUCGUUAUCCUUGUCCAUCGUUCGCUUAGGUAAACUUACGUUCUUCGUCGCUUUGAAAGAACUAUUUACUCUUCAACAUCCUUUAUUAUGAUUAAUCUAUUUUGAAGAAUGAUUAAUUAACAUUUUUAGGGUGGAUUAACUUGUACUUUACGUGACACUGGAGAUGUAAUAUGCAGUUGAAGCUAGUCACCGUCUCUUGUGAUUUCUCGUACAACGCUUAUACGUGUUUAUAUCUGUAGAACUUCUAGUUUAUUUCAUCUACAUUAAAUAAACAUGUGUCUUAUUAGCUGUUGAUGUACGAAUAUUCCGUGUCGUGCCGAGAAAUAUACCUGUGCGUUCAAAAGUC
Hyalella azteca is the source of this 5557-nucleotide messenger RNA. Its product is annotated as tetraspanin-11. Lineage: Eukaryota; Metazoa; Arthropoda; Malacostraca; Amphipoda; Hyalellidae. Gene Ontology annotation, cellular component: membrane. The record is from RefSeq and is a predicted model, not a curated record.